UUUUUUUUGUUAUUCCUCGUUUUUGUGCUCCAUUCGUCUCAAUGGAAGAUAGACAGGCCGCGGCUUUGCGCAGGUUACAGGUGCUCUCGCCGGGAUUCCUCCCCGACGUUGGUCUGUCGGGUGGAAGUCUGAGACAAGCUCCCUGCUCUUCCUCUCCAUCCAAGCAGGAAGAUAGCAGCGAUCUUGUCUCCGUGCCGCCGCAUUUGUUUCGGGACGCUCCAGUCUCAUCAAGAAGUCAGUAUGAAUCACUUUACUCCCAAUCCCUGGGAGAUCCCGACGGGUUUUGGGGGGGAGAAGCAAAGUGUUUGUUUUGGAAGAAUCCAUGGGACGCUGACCGUCCCGUCUGUGCUUACAACUUCGACAAACGCAAAGGGCCCAUCUUUGUGGAGUGGUUCCGAGGAGGCUAUACGAAUGUUUGCUUCAACGCCAUCGAUCGACACGUUGACUCUGGAAGAGGAAACCAGGUCGCUGUUUUGUGGGAGGGAAACGAUCCCAGAUUCAAUGCCCGCAUCACUUACAGUGAAUUGCUUAGAUACGUUUGUCAGGUUGCAAACUUGCUGCGCUCGCGAGGAGUAAAGAAAGGUGACCGGGUCUGCAUUUAUAUGCCCAUGAUCUUGGAACUUCCCGUGGCGAUGCUCGCCUGUGCUCGCAUUGGUGCUAUUCAUUCCGUUGUCUUUGCUGGAUUCUCCGCCGAGGCGCUUUCAGGCCGAAUCCUUGACUGCCAGUCGCAAGUAGUGCUAACUUGCUCGGCGGUUCGAAGAGGAGACAAGAUGCUCCUACUCAAGGAAAUAGUGGACGAAGCUUUGCAGCUGUGCUCGCAAAGAUCAGGAUUCUCCGUUGAGACGUGCGUAGUCUAUGAUAACGAGACUGCAGUACCGCGCAAGAAUGUAGCUUGGCAAGCUCGAGACAUUUGGUGGCAGGACGCGGUGAGGGAGUGUAGCACAAGUGCAGAAGUAGAAUGGAUGGAAUCAGAGGAGCCAUUGUUUAUGCUCUACACAAGUGGUUCUACAGGAAAGCCAAAGGGUGUUCUUCACACUGUUGGAGGCUACAUGGUGUACGCUUCCACGACUUUCAAGUACUGCUUUGCUCCGCGCAAGGAAGAUGUUUUCUGGUGUACUGCCGACUGUGGAUGGAUAACGGGCCACACAUACGUCGUGUAUGGGCCCUUGCUGAAUGGUACAACCUCUCUAGUCUACGAAGGGGUCCCGGCCUGGCCUCAUCCGGGUCGCUGCUGGGAAAUAGUAGACAAGUACAAAGUCACCGCAUUCUAUACCGCACCGACGCUCAUUCGAUCCUUGCAGGCGUACGAUAAAGAGCAUGUCAAGAAAUUCUCGCGGUCCACCCUUCGGCUGCUAGCCACGGCCGGAGAGCCAAUCAAUCCAAAAGCUUGGAACUGGUACUUCGACGUGGUUGGCGAUAGAAGAUGUCCGAUCUUAGAUACAUGGUGGCAAACGGAGACAGGCGGAGUUAUGCUCACGCCUCUACCCGGUGCGUGGCCUUUGAAACCAGGAUCGGCAACUCUUCCUUUCUUUGGAGUGGAGCCAGUAGUUUUGGAUCAACAAGGCAAGGAGCUGAAGGGCCCUUGCGAGGGCUACCUGUGUAUACGGCGUCCGUGGCCAGGAAUCGCCCGGACGAUUUACGGUGACCACAAGAGAUACGAGGAGACGUACUUUAGCACCUGGCUGAGUUACUACAACACCGGAGACGGGUGCCGGCGUGAUGAAAAUGGCUACAUUACUAUCACGGGACGCGUUGAUGAUGUUAUCAAUGUCAGUGGUCACAGAAUAAGUACCUCAGAGGUGGAAGCUGCUCUGGCUUCUCAUCCCGGAUGUGCUGAAGUUGCUGUGGUGGGAUUUCCACACGAGGUGAAGGGAGAGGGAAUCUACGCCUAUAUCAUCCAGAUGGACGGGCAUACAGACAGAGGCGAGCUGAUCAAGGCCUUGAAAGUUCUAGCCAGAAAAGAGAUUGGAGGAUUUGCUGUUCCGGACGUGCUACAUUUCGUUCCGGGACUCCCCAAGACGCGAAGUGGGAAAGUCAUGCGAAACAUUCUUCGUAAAAUCGCCUCGAACAGAACUGACCUGGGCGACACAAGUACGCUGGCUGACCCGGCUGUAGUUUCAAAAAUUAUUAGCUCCAAGAUGUAAAACAAAGAACACCAAUGUGAAGUGAUACCAUUUUCCAUC
Selaginella moellendorffii is the source of this 2183-nucleotide messenger RNA. Its product is annotated as acetyl-coenzyme A synthetase, chloroplastic/glyoxysomal. The coding region runs from base 42 to 2144 and encodes 700 amino acids. The transcript is spliced from 16 exons. Gene Ontology annotation, molecular function: AMP binding; acetyl-CoA synthetase activity. The record is from RefSeq and is a predicted model, not a curated record. NCBI's taxonomy places the organism in Eukaryota, Viridiplantae, Streptophyta, Lycopodiopsida, Selaginellales, Selaginellaceae.